AUGGGCAUGUCUUAUCCAAACCAUUAUGAAACAAAAGUCAGCCAGGUAGGAGGCAAAGGAAAUGCAACUUGGGAAAUGAGCACCACCAAGAAGUACAGACAGUGUCAGGCAGCCACUCGGAUUGUCACCAGUCUCUGCCGGGAGAAGAGUCCACCCAAGCUGGAUUUGGACAUCUGCAAGGAGUUCCUCUCCUUUCCAGACCUGAGUGGCCCUGAGCCAGAGCUCUCCAUCAGCCUUCUUGCAGUGAUAGUUAUUGUAUGUGGACUGGCCCUGGUGGCAGUUUUUCUCUUUCUCUUUUGGAAGCUGUGUUUGGUGCCCUGGAGGAACAAGGCCAUUUCAACUAAUACCCCCGCCUCCCAGAAGGCAGCAGAACAGGACAAAGAAAACAUGGCUGACAAGCUAAAAGAUACAGGGACUCUUGGCUUCUUGGAAGCAGCUGUGAAAAUCAGUCACACGUCACCAGAUAUUCCAGCAGAGGUCCAGAUGUCCAUGAAAGACCAUCUUAUGAGACGCACACGCAUACAAAGGCAAACGACAGAGCCUGCAUCUUCUACCAGGCAUAUUUCUUUCAAGAGGCACCUGCCCAGGCAGAUGCAUGUUUCCAGUGUGGACUAUGGUUCUGAACUACCCCUUGCAGCAGAGCAGCCGACUUGCAUUGGGCGGAUCAAACCCGAGCUCUACAAACAGAAAUCUGUGGACUCUGAGGAUCCCAAGAAAGAGGCAGAAAAGACCUGUGGGAAAAUCAAUUUUACUUUGAAAUAUGAUUAUGAGAAUGAGACGCUGAUUGUGCAGAUCCUCAAGGCUUUUGACCUGCCUGCCAAGGACCUCUGUGGCAGUUCUGAUCCUUAUGUCAAGAUCUACCUCUUGCCAGACAGGAAACGCAAGUUCCAAACACGCGUACAUAGAAAAACUCUUAACCCCACCUUUGAUGAGUCCUUUCAGUUUCCUGUACCCUAUGAAGAGCUGACUGACCGGAAACUCCACCUUAGUGUCUUUGACUUUGACAGGUUUUCCCGGCAUGAUAUGAUUGGCGAAGUGAUCUUAGAGAACCUUUUUGAAGCUUCAGAUCUUUCUAGGGAGACCUCCAUCUGGAAGGAUAUUCAGUACGCCACAACUGAAAGUGUGGACCUGGGGGAGAUCAUGUUUUCCCUUUGUUAUCUGCCAACUGCAGGUCGCCUGACUUUAACAGUCAUUAAGUGCAGGAAUCUCAAAGCAAUGGAUAUAAACGGCUACUCAGAUCCUUAUGUCAAAGUAUCUUUGCUCUGUGAUGGGAGAAGGCUGAAAAAGAAGAAAACCACCAUAAAGAGAAACACACUUAAUCCUACCUAUAAUGAGGCAAUAAUCUUUGAUAUCCCUCCAGAAAACAUGGACCAAGUCAGCCUGCUUAUCUCUGUUAUGGAUUAUGAUCGAGUUGGCCAUAAUGAGAUUAUUGGAGUCUGCCGUGUGGCGAACAAUGCUGAAGGACUAGGCCGAGACCACUGGAAUGAAAUGCUGGCUUACCCACGCAAACCAAUUGCACACUGGCACCCACUUGUGGAGGUGAAGAAAUCCUAUAAGGAGUGGCAUGGCCGAGCAGCCAGCUUUGACAGUCAAGGUUCAUGCCCCUCUCCCAAACCACCUCCAACACCAUGAUAGAGCAACUGAUGGAUCCAGUAGAACACAACCAAAUUCUUUUUGUUUGGGUUCGAUAUUUUGCCACGUGUCCCGAAUUCUUGAGCAACUUAUUGCUGAAUGACAGAAGAAUUGAACAUCAGACGCUGAGAGUACUUGUUUCAACGAUGACAAAGGCAGCAGAACUGUUUUGUGGUCAUGUUUGUCGUAGUUAUUUGUGUCUCUCAAGGUGAUGUUCUGUGUGGUUUUCACUUUUUGGACAUAGCUGCCUGGAAAAAAGUGUUGGCAGAAUGAGACAGAGGCUGGCAUGCUCGCCUGUAAAAUAUCAUGUAAAAUAGCUCUGUGUACAUGUAUGGAGGACAAGAGGCAGAGAAAUGCUGAUAUUCUGCCGAUAAUUUUUCAGGGUUAAAAAGAGGAAUGAUGAUGGAAAGAAGAAAAUGAGACAGCCUUGGAUAGACUCCUUGUGACAUGUAAAGACCCUUUGUUAUUGUGAUAUUACAGAUUUUCUUCUCCAUACCGUAAUGUUCAUGGAGUCUGUGAAGUGUGUAUUCCAGCCUGCCCUUUGGUGUGUUUUAAAGAGUUGCUAAUUCCUCAGGGAAAAAAAAUAACCACGUUCUGUAUUUAUGUUCUCUAUAGAACCUUUUGCAUGAGCUCAGCUGCUUAAGGUCCUGCCCAAUCCUGCUGCAGUUCAAGAGCUGGCCACAGCUUUGUGAUUUAAAAAUCCCUCUCUCAGAAAAAAAAAAUGUCUUUUUAAAAUUACUACCCAUGUUACUUUUUUUCCUGGAGAGUAGUGAAAAUGUCUGUCUUUGUUGAAACAUUGUGAUUUCCUAGCUAUUUUCUUGAGCAGGACUUUUUUGAUUUAGUCUACCUUUUGCUUCAAAAAAAAUCUCAGUCAGGUGAAAUGAAAUUAACUUUUCCCUGAAGAAACUAAAACCAUAUAUAUUUUUUAAAAAUGCCAUGUUACAAAAAAUAUUGAUUACUGUUCCACGUUUUCAGACAAUGUUCUGAAAAGAAUUAUUUCCAACCAACUCAAAUCACAAGGUUGUCACACAGCAUCUAUCUUGGUUUGAUCUGGUGGGUGCUAAUAAUGGCAUGUCAGCACUACAGGGAAUCCUAUGCUGAUUCCAUUUGCAUCGCUUGCAUAACCUACAAAGUGUUUGCCUUUUGACAGUUAAUUCCUCUUGUGCUCUUGUAUCUAAAGCUCAUUUUUAUGAAGUGCUGUGUCCACCUACAACACCCUCUCAAGUUAUACAAGGUCACAGGAUGAUCUCUGGGAAUUUGGGUAUUAGGCUUGUUUUUAUUUCCUAAUCUUAGACUACCUUUCUAAAAAUUCUCCUCAGUUUCUCUCAGGAGACAUGCACUACUGUGCAUUCCCUCCAUAGCCAAAUAGCACGAUUGCAAUGAGCUCGUGCUGAAAACCUUAGCAAGUGCUUUGUUUCAGAAUGAAUAAUAAAAGCCACAUGAUACUAAAUCUACUUCACCUUGAGCCUGGCACAUACUUUACCUUUAAAGACAUGGGAACGUCUGUGACAUACUGUAACUGCUUCUGCCCAUUGUUAGUAUAUAUUGAAGAUCGCAAUCACAUGAGCAGGGGUGUGGAUGUGAUAGAAAGCUUUGAAGAGUCAUAUUUAUGGACUAUAAUUCCCACAGUUCCACAGUCAACAAGGUCCCAUGGUGGCUAGGGGAUUCCAACUGUUCUUGGAGUGGGGGGAACAACUUUCCUAAUCUCUGAGUUCCAUUCAUGCUAGCACUAUCAUACUCUGGGUAACAAAUAUAGCAUGGCUCAGCAUUGAGCUAGAACAACUAAAUGUGGACAAUGCUAGAGUUAAAUGAGCAUGUAUGGAUCUGCUGGAGCUACUGGACUUGUUAUUUCCAUAUGAAGCGAUUUCCUCCAACAAUUCUAAUAAACCAAAACUGCAGAUCCCAAAUAAAAGUACUGUACUGUAAUAGAUUUUUGCUAUUGGCUCUUCAUUCCACUACAUAAAUCUCUUCUUUAUCCUGGAGUCAAUACUCAAUUUUGGGAACAAUGAACACUAUUCAGGAAGAGCUGACCAAACUAGCAUAGACUGAAGUCAAUGGAACUGAAUUGUACUAGGAGUUUUCCAUCCUAUUGAUUUCAGUAGGAACUGAGGCGGUGCUUAGGUUUCUCAUAAUUUCCAAGCAUUGAUUAAAUGCCUAGAAAACAUAAAGACUUCCUUGCUAGAUCUGAUUCUUCAAAGACAAAAAGAUGCUGCUGAGGGGAUGAUAUCCAGCACAGAACUAGGAUUUAAUUUAUUGGGCUACAGCUCCCAGAAUCCUGAAAAGCUCCAUGCUGUGAUGCAGCAUCUAGUGGCUCUUGCACAAUAGUCCUUGUGUACAUUGUCAAUGCUAUGAGGCUUGCAAAUGCUGAUUAUUAUUUGAGUGGGUAGUGGCCAAAGUACAGGUACCAUCAAAGCAGGUAUUUUCUGAGCAAGAAAAGCAAACUAUGAUCAUUUCCAUGGUUACCCAUGAGUAUGCUGAAUUCCAUGGGUUUUAACUAUGAGAUAAACUACAACCAAUACCUUUGGCAAGCUUUUUGCCAAUAGGUUUGUUAUGCUUUUCAUCUCAUCUAUGUUGCUGCUGCUUCCAAUGAACAUUUAAAAAUAAUUCAAAUUUUGACUUGAAACAGUAUUACCUGGCAUGGCAGAAUUACCCUCAAGCUGCCACUGUAUAUUUAGGUUCAACCAUGUUAUUUGAGCCUUGAGCCCAAAAAUGAAACAGAAAAAGAAAAAUAACCUCAAAUUCAAUCUCAGUCUUUCACCACGUUCUGUGUGAAUGUUCUGAGUUCUCACACACUGAUCUAAAAACUUUCCAGACUUGUUCAUAAAACUUUGCAGGGAAAUUUUGUUCAGUGAGAGACCAAUUUGUUCUAUUCCUCACCACACCUUGUGUCUUAAUUUUCUCUGUAUGUGCCACAUGC
Pogona vitticeps (central bearded dragon) is the source of this 4549-nucleotide messenger RNA. Lineage: Eukaryota; Metazoa; Chordata; Lepidosauria; Squamata; Agamidae. The record is from RefSeq and is a predicted model, not a curated record.